AAGUAAACGUGCUUCUUACACGCGCUGUUGUACUAUUUUCCCCAUAUACGCAAAUACAUACACCCAUCCAAUGCGUGUGUCGGCGCGCGGCAGCGAAAAAUGUACAAUAAAUAAUACAAAUAAAAACCUAAAGCAUUGCCACAACCAAAUGCAAAUAGACGCAACAAUAAUUAUGUCGUCUCAAUGCGACAGCAAUUGAAAUAAGCUUGCAGCGUCUAAUGAAGUUUACUCAACUAUGUGCAAUUAGUUAUUAUAAUUAAUAAAAACUAACGAUAGUAAAAGCCAACGUUAUUAAAAUUAAUAAUAAUAAUAAUAAUAGAAGAAGAAGGCUCGGUCGACAACAUUUUUUGAAUGAUAUCGAUUUUCCGUUACAUCGUUAUACACACACUCUGACCGAGUUUACACAAUACGCCGCGCGCAAGCACACGCCCCUCUUAAAGCCACAGACCACACACACCCAACCACCCCGCGCACACACACCCACCAGGUGUUGGGUAGGGGGUGCUCGUCUUUGUUUCUCAAUGUGUGUGUGUGCUUGGUCCGUUAAAGCACAGUGACAGCGGGCAACGGUUAAUUGUUGCUUCUCGGUGGAAGUUCUGCUCUGAAAGCCCACACAUACACACAUACAUACGUCGCAGUACAUCGCAUCGCAAUAAGAAGCAUGUUUAAUUUGGCACUAAUUAAAUAGGGACGGACAAACAUUUCAGGAACACAAUUGUAAAUAGCAUCAUCAGAGAAUCUCAGAACGACAACAGCGGCGACAGCGGCGACAACAGCGCAAUUUUUUCUAACGGACAUCAAGUUGAGCUCAGCUAAGGUGUGUGUGUGUGUGUGUGCGUGUGCGUGAGUGUGUGUGAGUGUCAAGAUGGCAGGACAAAGGCAACUGAUUGUCCACUACACGCAUACAGCGGGCGCCAUUGGAUGUCUGCUGUUAUUUUUGGUACAGACACUCGCCCAGGGCACACCGCAACAAGUGUGCCCAGAGCAGGGCGAUAUUUCGCCCUGCAUAUGCACGGUGAAGAAGAACGGACUGGAUAUACUGUGCGAGGCCACGGAUCUGGUGCAUAUUACCAAAUCGAUGGGCACGCUGAAGGGCAAAAGUCCGAUCAUAUUUUAUUUGAAGCUCCGCCACAAUAAUCUGCCCAAGCUGCAGGGUUUCGUAUUUCUGGCUCUGGACAUACGCCAUUUGACAAUACACAACAGCAGCCUGGCGGCCAUCGAGGAGAAUGCAUUGAGUUCGCUGGGCAAUGGACUCACACAGCUGGACGUGUCACUGAAUCAGAUGAAAACUGUGCCGUCGCAGGCGCUGCAACAUCUGUAUCACUUGUUAAUUUUGAACUUGAACCACAAUAAAAUCACCGUCAUACAUAACAAUGCCUUCGAAGGGCUAGACACGCUGGAGAUACUUACGCUCUAUGAGAACAAAAUAACCCAGAUCGAUCCCGAAGCAUUCCGCGGCCUGGAGAAAAAACUAAAGCGUUUGAAUCUGGGUGGCAACGAUCUAUCGAACGUGCCACAAAAGGCGCUCUCCAUAUUGGACACACUGAAGAAACUCGAGAUACAGGAGAACAAGAUACGUACGAUCAGUGAGGGCGAUUUUGAAGGUCUACAGAAUUUGGAUUCUUUGAUAUUAGCGCAUAAUAUGAUCACAACCGUGCCUGCAAAUGUAUUCUCCCACUUAAGCCUACUCAACUCGCUGGAACUGGAGGGCAAUAAGAUCAGCGUAAUUGAUAAGGAUGCGUUUAGGGGUCUUGAGGAGAAUCUACAGUACUUGCGUCUGGGCGAUAAUAAUAUUAACGCCAUACCCAGUGAGGCACUGCGUCCGUUGCAUCGUCUGCGCCAUUUGGAUUUGCGGAACAACAAUAUCAAUGUGCUGGCCGAUGAUGCUUUUACCGGAUACGGCGAUUCGCUGACGUUUCUCAAUCUGCAGAAGAAUGACAUCAAAGUUCUGCCCAGCACUCUAUUCGAGAAUCUCAACUCGCUGGAAACGUUGAAUCUGCAGAAUAACAAGUUGCAGCGAAUACCGCAGGAUACAAUGGAACCAGUCAUCGAUACGUUACGCAUAAUUGACAUAACUGACAAUCCGUUGAACUGUUCGUGCGAGUUGACCUGGUUCCCCAAGCUGUUGGAGGAUCUGAAGAACAAGGACGAUGAAAUGUCACAAAAGAAGAAGCCAUUGUGUCACAUGUCGCUGGAUAAUCGCGAGUACUUUGUGCAAGCGAUGCCCACCGAGAAGAUGCACUGCGCUGGCCUCAAUGUGAGUCCCUCACCCACCAGCGGCGGUCUCAUGCGGAUACUGCAAGUGAACAUUUUGGCCCAAAUAGCCAUGUGUAGUGUGGCAUUUAUGAGUAGCGUUUAAUAUGCAACUCCAAGCAA
Molecule: messenger RNA, 2376 nt
Organism: Drosophila novamexicana
Lineage: Eukaryota; Metazoa; Arthropoda; Insecta; Diptera; Drosophilidae
Product: slit homolog 2 protein
Exons: 9
Coding region: 866-2359 (497 amino acids)
Molecular function (GO): protein binding
Source: RefSeq, a predicted model, not a curated record